Molecule: messenger RNA, 1251 nt
Organism: Metarhizium robertsii ARSEF 23
Lineage: Eukaryota; Fungi; Ascomycota; Sordariomycetes; Hypocreales; Clavicipitaceae
Product: Serine/threonine-protein kinase
Exons: 7
Coding region: 1-1251 (416 amino acids)
Biological process (GO): spliceosomal complex assembly; regulation of mRNA processing; protein phosphorylation
Molecular function (GO): ATP binding; protein kinase activity
Source: RefSeq, a predicted model, not a curated record
AUGAUCUCACUGUCCAAAGAAAUCCCCGGAAACUCUGGUUACUCUGUUCAAGUACUAAUCGAAGGGUUCGCUUGCAACUUGGUUUCGUACCACCAUGUUACAGCGAUCUUUUGCGCGAUGAAUUUAAUCAAGGCAUGUUUAAAAGAAACACAGUCUCGUAUUUCGAAGCUACUUGUCCCACGGUCUCAGCUCAAAUCGUUCGUGCAACCGAGUCUAGCCGUGGAAGAACCGGAUUAUUACGAACCUGGCGGGUUUCAUCCUAUCUCCCUUGGGGAUACAUUUCACCAUGACCAGUAUACUAUCCUGAGGAAAUUGGGUUAUGGGCAAUACUCUACAGUUUGGCUAGCUAGAGAUUUAAAAUGCCGAAGAUAUGUAGCACUCAAGAUGUUGAGAGCUGACUGUUAUGGUGGCACCCAUGAUAUUUUCGAGACGGAGAUUCUCUCCAAAAUCUGUGAAGUGUCUAGGCAGAGUUCUCAUGAAGGCCGCGCUCAUGUGUCGCAUCUCCUCAGCAAGUUCAAGCAUAAGGGCCCCAACGGCGAACAUGUUUGCCUCGUGUUCGACGUAUUAGGACACCAUCUGGGUUUCCAAACGGUGAAAUACGAGGACGGAAGAUUACCUGUUAAAACCGUGAAGUUAAUUGCAAAACAGCUACUGCUAGGACUUGAUUUCCUUCACAGAGAGUGUGGUAUUAUUCAUACUGAUCUAAAACCAACAAAUAUACUGUUAGAGUUGGAAAGCCCGAACAAUGCCAUUGCCAAGUAUCUAUCGGUAGUUCCCCCGCGGAUGGCCGAUCCCCAACGUGGUGCUCCGCUUCGUGAGGUUAUCACGACACCGCCAAUUUCCGAAAUAAAGCAUCCUCAUGUCAGAAUUAUUGAUUUUGGCGUCGCGUCUUGGAGAGAAAAGCAUCUGUCAGACCUGAUCCAGUCACCGGCUUUAAGGGCACCAGAAGUAACUAUCGGCGCCCCCUGGGAUACUGGUGUUGACAUAUGGAGUCUCGGAUGUCUUAUUGUGGAGUUUAUCCAAGGAAUAGUUCUCUUCUCCAGAAGUCUUCUCCGUAUUCCGAACUUGAAAUCUACGAGCCUUGAACGCUUGCUAAACGGCACAUCAAAGCCGUUUCUGAAGCCCGAGGAUAUGCCCGAUCAUGAAGUCGAUAUAUUUACUGACUUCAUUAAGGGCAUGCUAACAAUCGAUCCAGGGUCUCGAAAGUCUGCAGCAGAACUGCUGCAACAUGAGUGGAUUCAUCCCCGAUGA